GAGGACCCAUAGACAGAAAUCUGCAGCUCAGAAAAUCAAGAGAUCAAAAUGAUGCUGCUGGUCGCCCAAAAGGAUUAAACGGAAGCAAUCUGUCAGCGAACAAUCCAAUGUUAGGAUUACAUGUGAUGGACGCGGCCUAAAAGAAAAAAAGAAAACGAUUUAUUUAAUUUCCAUUAGCUAGUCAAUUCUAGUCGGCACCGUCUCCCUAACAGAUUUGACUGUUGGUGAGAACGGACCGAUUUGUGCUGACAACUGCGCUAGGGAAAGGGAGAGAUGCCGCUGCUGAAAGGACGUUGUGACGCUUGACUGACCAUGAUGAAGACUGAAUCCUCAUCUUCCAAGAGCCCCGGCUCCGGUUCGACGCUGCGGAGCCCAUCCCCUCACCGGAACGCAUACGAGGCGGGGAUGAAGGCGCUAAAGCCUGCGAAGGACAAUGCUGCGAACGGCGAUCAUAUGCAGGAAGGCCCCCGCGGGCGCCGGAGUUACGGCUCCAACGUGCAUCGUAUCAAGAACAUGUUCCAGCAGAUGCAAGGCCCAGGGAGCACGUCUCCCGGCAGGGAGGGGGAGGGAGGGGAUGAACCAGAGAAGACAACCGAGAGGGUGCGUCUUUCUCUUCCCAGAGCCGGUAGCCUGAAUGAGAAUGUGGACCACAGCGCUUUGCUGAAGCUGGGAUCCACUGUCUCAGAACGGGUUAACCGGUUCGACCCUGGUGCCAAAGCAGAGAACGGACAGAUUCCCAGAGCCUCGUCCCCCAGUUACUCUAAGCUGCAGGAGACACGGAAGAUAUUUGAACAACAGCAGGCGGCACAGCAGCUAGAGCGUGAGAAGCAAGCCGCUGCCACAAACAGGGUCCUACUGAAGACUGAGCGGACUUCAGGCCUGGGCUUCCAGGAUGGCAGGCUGGACGUUGUGGCACGCUUCAAUGGUAGCACAGAAUCCCUGGACAGCCUGGACACCACCGAGGCCGUGUCCCCAACCGUCUCGCAGCUCAGCGCUGUCUUCGAACGGGCCUCCGAGCUCCGCAACAACCUGCACCGCCUCUCCUCCACCCCUCCGCUGCCCUCCCGGGGUGUCAGCACCAAGGUGGGGGUACAGCUCAACUCCAAAAUCAUCUCCAAGAGGGCCAGCCGUGCUUCCGCCCUCCCGAUGGCCAACCAGGAGGAGGAGGGGGGCCGGGGGCGCAGCCAGAGGGCCCAAGACGGACCCCCCAGGAGCCUCAGGGCAAAGGCUACCAACUCAUCCUCCUCCGCCUCAGAGGGCCAGCACGGAGGUCAGAAUGGAGGCCAAAGCAGCCCGACGCUACCCGGUGGUGGGACGGAGCUCAGGGAUGGCUGGGCUGGGCUGGAGUCCGGGGACCAGGCCACAGUUGCCGGCCAGGAGGACUUUCCAAGCGACCGGGAGCCAAGUAACGCCUUAGUGAAAGCUGACAUCCACCAAGUGUCCCUGGAGAAUGGGGAGGACAGGGCAGAGUGGGAGGCCCAGGUAAGGGAGACCUCUCCCAAGGACACUAGCGGUGAGAGGGCCGGGCAGAGUGGAGACGGAGGGAUUGGCCAGGGGGUUGCAGCGGAGGAGAGGGAGGAGAGGACGGUCAAGGAGGACCAGGCAGGAGGGGAGCAUGUGGACGUCAGAACCUACAGUGCGGUUGGGGAGGACUCCAAAGGCAGCCAGCAGGAUGAGGAGGAGGACGAGGAGGAAGAUGACGAUGAAGAUGACGAUGAGCCCUACGAGCCCGAGUCCAGCUGUCACGAGAAGCCGGGGCUGCCUGAAGAGGAAGACCCUCCACCCAGCCGGAAGAUCCGUUUCAGCACAGGGCCGAUCAAGGUGUUUGCCACCUACCCCAACGAGGACUACGACCGGCGGAACGAGGAUGUGGACCCCAUGGCUGCUUCGGCCGAGUACGAACUGGAGAAGAGGGUGGAGAGGCUGGAUCUGUUCCCUGUCGAGCUGGAGAAAGAUGGGGACGGGCUGGGCAUCAGUAUCAUUGGAAUGGGGGCUGGGGCUGACAUGGGCCUGGAGAAACUGGGCAUCUUUGUCAAGACAGUCACAGAUGGAGGAGCAGCGCACAGGGAUGGCAGGAUCCAGGUGAACGAUCUGAUCGUGGAGGUGGACGGGACCAGUCUGGUAGGGGUCACCCAGACCUUCGCUGCCUCCGUCCUCAGGAACACCACAGGCACCGUCAAGUUUCUGAUUGGUCGAGAGAAGCCAGGCGAGCAGAGUGAGGUGGCCCAGCUGAUCCAGCAGACCCUGGAACAGGAGCGCUGGCAGAGAGAGAUGCUGGAGCAGCGUUACAGUCAGUACAUGGACGACCAAGAGGGUGGUGAAUAUGGUACUGAUGAGGAGGAGGAUGAUGAUGAGGAGGGCAGCCCCACGUACCCCUCUGCCAUCGAAGUGUUUGAUCUAGCUGAGAAUGAGGACAUGUCUCCCCUGGAGACGGACCCUGAGAAGUUGGCCCAUAAAUACCGGGAGCUUCAAAUAAAGCAUGCUGUUACACAAGCGGAAAUCCAACAGCUGAAAAGAAAACUCAACCACGCAGAGCAGGACAAACAGCGCUGGCGAAUGGACAAGGCCCAGCUGGAGCAAACCCUGCAGGAAAACAAGGAGCGUAUGGAGAAGCUGGAAGGCUACUGGAUGGAGGCCCAGAGUCUGUGUCAGGCGGUGGAUGAGCACCUGAAGGAGACACAGGCCCAGUACCAGGCUCUGGAGCGCAAGUACAGCAAGGCUAAGCGCCUCAUCAAGGAGUACCAGCAAAAGGAGAUUGAGUAUCUGAAGAAGGAGACACAACGCUGUGUACAGGACGGAGCAGAGGCCUCGCUAAGGGAGGAGUCGGGACAGCUCCAAGAUCAGGUAGCAGAUCUGGAAUGCAGGGUUGAAGAGCUAAAAUCGGAACCUUUAUAAUAGCCUAAGAAUCUCUGAAACUUCCAUGAGGGGAGAACGAGGACAGUGUUAUUGUAAUUGCAGUGGGCCCAGGGUAUUUCUUGUCUCAAACUUUAGCUUGGUUUGCGGUCGCAUACAUGUACCCACAGCGUUUGUAUUGCUGCAUAUAAUCUCUUUAUCUAACAAGCCCUUUUAUUCCUAUGUUGUUGUUUUUUUGUUAAGAUUCCCCUUCUGGGAGUAUAUAACCAAUGGGUACUGGUUUGCCAGUUUAAUCUACAUUUAAAAAAGAUUGUCAAGAACUUUUGUUGCUGUUAACUUUUUCCAAUAUUCAGUAUUUGAACCUUUGAUUACAAAGUGUUAGGGAGAAUUACAGAAGACACCUAGCUUUUCAUCACAAAUGUCAAAAACAAUUUCCUUUUUCUUUCUCUGCCCUGUUUCGUGAUGUUUUAUUUUCUGGGAUUUAAACUGUACAGCAGUAAUACUGUAUGUGGUUUAUCAAACAAAGUUUGAUUUGUAUAUAUUUUUAUUAAUAUAUGUAUAACAUUUAACAUAUGAACUAAUGAAGUCGAGAGGCAGUGCAUAUGAUAACUUAUGUGACUGGUAUAAAUUGUAAAAGGUCAACACUGGAGAAGCUACAUCGAUUUCAUGGUUUUUCUGGGCGCUUCACUGGAAUGAACGGUGGAAGGACAGGGAGGCCAUCUCCAACUGCUGCCUACCCUUCAGCUACAGUAUGUGUUUAAUCGAUAGACUCACCGGUAGUGGUUAUUGAUGAGAUUCUGUAACAGCAUACCAACAUGCCAGUUUGCUUAACAGCAGGGUCUACAUUUGGGGGACACUACAUUUCCAUUUUCUAACCAAAUGAACAGCACGAUGGACCUCACCAUGGACUUUGUGAUGAAACCUCACUAGCAGCUUUCGGACACUCCCUAGUCUUUGAACAGUAGCACAUGGAUUUACUGCCAGAUAGUAUUCACCUGAUUCUGAGGGAUUCAUGUAAAAAGCCUGUCAACUCUCAUACCAAUUUUAGUUAUGCUUUAUGUUUAGAUUAUGGUAAAUGCCGUGUGAGGUAUUGGAAUAAAGCUGGUAAGAAAAGCAAGUAACUUAGUGAUGAAAGAAAAGUGUUUCAGUGACAAGACCUGGGUGAUAUCACGGAGUGUUAAAUAGGUUAUCAAAUUAAGAACUCUCCCAUGGGCAUGUUUUAAAUAUUUUCAUAAGGUUUUAGGCUUGUACAGAGCACAUGCUUUGCAUUACAUGUUUUGUGGAAUAAAUGGUGAUCUGUGA
Molecule: messenger RNA, 4155 nt
Organism: Esox lucius (northern pike)
Lineage: Eukaryota; Metazoa; Chordata; Actinopteri; Esociformes; Esocidae
Product: neurabin-2
Exons: 11
Coding region: 313-2895 (860 amino acids)
Biological process (GO): calcium-mediated signaling; actin filament organization; neuron projection development
Cellular component (GO): dendrite; postsynaptic density; actin cytoskeleton
Molecular function (GO): actin filament binding
Source: RefSeq, a predicted model, not a curated record